Messenger RNA from Daldinia caldariorum, 3431 nucleotides. RefSeq lists its product as uncharacterized. Lineage: Eukaryota; Fungi; Ascomycota; Sordariomycetes; Xylariales; Hypoxylaceae. The record is from RefSeq and is a predicted model, not a curated record. The transcript is spliced from 2 exons. Gene Ontology annotation, molecular function: phosphatidylinositol binding. Bases 673 to 2823 code for a protein of 716 amino acids.
GUUUAUUGCCAUACCUAUGAACACUACCUAAUUACGCUACGACGACACUCCCCGCCAUUUACCGGCUACCCCUAAUUCGGUAAGGUCUCCCUUAAGGCUUGCCCGAACUUGCCGGGGUUUCUUCCUUUACCCCUGGCCGUUUGGUGCAGCCGGUCGUGCUUGCCUUUUCCCUGUCUAGCGUAGCUGUCUUGGGCUGUCCCUAGGCUGUCCCUAGGCUAAGACUUGUCCUACCCUAACUCGAUCUUUAGGACCCACUAAACAUGCAUUUACGCAUGCAUUCUAAGCCUGCUUGAGCGUUUCGACUUGCCCAGUCAAAACGUCACUUUCUCUAACCCAUCCCGCCAGCCCGUUCCCAUCGUACUAUGUAUGUAUCCAACGGAGAAAGAAAACAGAGUGAUCGCCAACAUUUGCAUGAACUGUCGUCAGUUUUUACUACUCCCCCUCCUCAUCAGAGUUUACGACCCAAGCCUCUGGACCCUCCAUCUCUCCCUCAUCGAUGCCGUUGGCCCAGCAUAUGUCUAAUGUCCAGAUCCGGCUUCCCCGUCUUUAAUCCGACGACCUACUAUAGUUUUGUUUUCGACGAGACGCUGUUGCCUUCUUUCCCGGAGGGCGCAAACUCGUCUUUCCUUCGGAACCUGACGAUUCGUACUUGUUAGUUGCAGGUAGCCAUUAAUGAUGCAGCGAGUUUCCGCCCUCCUCCCAUGGGAUCGCAAUAGAGCGAGCAGUCCCGUCAUUGGUAGCAACAAUGGCCAUACCAAGACCAUUGUCCGCAAGAACAGCGUCGACCUCGUUCGCGGUUGGGCCGACAGAAUCCCAUCACCUGUAAACCGCCAUACCACCUCGAGGCUAAGUAGUCAUGCUUUUCACCCCGCGACUUUGGAUAAGGAAUGCGACAAGGCCGCCCGCAUUCUUAAAUCUUUCUGUAGUGAUGGUUUCUCAACCCCGGAUGACCGACCGGGGACUCCGUCGACUUAUUCGAGCACACAAUCGUCGCAUAAGUUUCUAAAGAAGAUACCCCCGAGAAUAUUGCAAAAUGCAGUAGGACUAGCGAUUUUUACUUCCAUGCGAUCUGGAAUAUGGAGUGCUGGGUCGGGGUCAGGCGGAAGUGGUAUUUUGAUCGCGCGCAAGACAGAUGGGACGUGGUCCCCGCCAUCUGGGUUAAUGCUUCAUACAGCUAGUUUGCGCUUCGUUUUCGGCGUUGACAUUUACGAUUGCGUUCUCGUAAUCAAUAAUUUUACGGUUCUAGAAGCAUUUGCGAGGCCACGGCUAACACUCGGUGCCGAUGUCAGUCUGACCACCGGCCCUCUGGUCGCCGUGGGGCUGCUUGAAAAUGACGUUACGUGGGCCGAUCUAAGCGACAGGGCAAUUGCGUACGUGAAAGCAAGGGGGCAGAGUGCAGAGGUCAAGUUGGACGGAAUAGUCAUUACUGAGCGAGCUGAUGAGAACGAGAGGUAUUAUGGUAUGAAAAUCAGCGUCGCAAAAAUCUUAGCUGGGGAUAUCAAUCAAAGUCUACCCCAAAUGCGGCCUCUUACUGAGGUGCUCAAGGCUGCUGAAGGAAGGACCGACUAUGAUACAGCUCUUGUUGAGCUGCUUUCCUCCCAACCUGCGCCGGGGGAUGCUACGCUUGAAUCUCCGGUUUCUACAGGCACAUCACCAGGGUUUGGAGUUCCCGAUUUCGACGAUCCAGAUCCUUUUGGCGUCAUGGCUUUGGAAAUGGCUGGUAUGGGUAUCCGUGAAGCCGGAACGCGACUAAGACCCGACAGCAGCCAAUUCGAGUUUAACCCUAGCCCGACGAGUCCUUUCUUUGCCAAAGCUUCUCGCCAAAGUAUGGAUACUUAUCUAUCACGGAGCAAUAGGGGAAGCUACAUGUCCAACAAGACAAUGGCUACAGAGCGAAGCCAUAUGACCGACGCCGGCACACAAACAUGCGACUUCCCAACACCUCAGACGACUCCGGGCUCGAGUCAAAGCCAAAGCGAAGAUGGAAACCAGCCGCAAACAUCCGAAGACAUUCCGGUAGUAAAGCAGCCCGUUGAAGUCGACUAUACGAAGAUUGAUAUCAGUGCUCUGAGGAACUUAUCAAAUUUCCCGGAUCUAGAUGAAGAACCAACAACAACGCUUGCUAUUCAGGAGGAAGACGAGGACAAUUUGGAGGCGGAAGUUAGUAAAGAAGCAAAGAGCACAGUUACAUAUACCCAGGACAGUGGUGACGCAGCCGACAAGGUAUCAGUUAAGAACCAUGAGAACGACGCCGACAAGGAGGAUGAAGCUAAAGAGGAAGAGGACGACGAGGAAGAGGAAGAGGACGAAUCAGAUGCUGAAGAAGAGGCCGUUGUUUUUGAAGUUGCCACAGCUCAAGCACCUGCUCGUGUAGCAAUGGUGGCUUCUCGAGUCAAUAUCCCCGCAAGAGUACCACCUCCACUUCCUCUCAGAAGCCCCGCCCGUACAUCCAAGAGGAGAAGCCAGAUGGGAGAUGUGAAUGGUUUAAUGGGCAGCCCACUUAAGCAAGAGUUCGAAGCCGAAGGUGAGGGUGAGGAGGCGACGACGCCGAGGGCUAAAGAAGACCCCACCAAGCAUCUGGCGGUAUUGGACGAGACAUUGGUAGCGAAAGUGGCUAGUGUUCCCCAGGAGACCAAGCACGAUGUCGAGAAAGCCGAGAACGCAGUCACUCCCACUCAAGAAUCGGGAGAUAUUAACGGCCACUCCACUAAAAUAGAGAACAAAUCUUCUUGCGAGGAGAAGGUCAUGACUGAGACAUCGACAGACACAGGGGAGCAUACUAGCCUUAAGUCUACCCCUGACGUCUCCGUCUCCGCUGCAUAAACGUGGCAGCCUGCAAUAUUCACUUUUUUUUUAUUCUCCAGUCACAGCCAUGGGAAUUUUUGGAGUUAUCGGGAAAGCAUAGGAACGAUUACAGGAAGGACGAGAUACCACUAUGAUCAAGGAAUGAUCGGGCUAUAGGUAUGAAACUAUCUUGCAUUAUACUCGAUGCGCUGCGAUCAACAUUAGGCAAGUGUUUCGAGAGCGACGUGGAGUACUCGAGCUGAAUAAUACCCUUGACAUGUACUUCUACUGUUUGUUUAACAUAUUGUACCAAUCUGCAAUCAUCGAGCGAGCUGGCGAGAGGAAGGGCGCGUGGAUAAGAGUUAUUAAAGGAAUGGGUUCUAUGGGGGAUCACUAUGGACAGGAGUGGCUUACCAUCCAUCUUCUUACCUUUGCCUACCUAUCUGGUAGGUAUAUGAUAGCGAGUAACAUAGUCACUUAGCAAGCAGCUAAAUCAUGCUGGAAGUCAGCACCUGGUGAUAGGACUGGGACAUAAGUUCCCAAAAAUAGCGGUACAAUGCAUCAAUUACUAGUAAUCAUAGACCAGGGAUACUGGAAGUGAAUUUUUCUGUUGUAGGAAAUGCGUACCUACCUAACCUAGUAAAUGU